GGGGUCGUGAUCUGUGUCAUUGUGGAGUGGUGGUGUGGGGGACCCUUGGUGCAGUAGCAGGUGGCAGCAUUGAAGCUGGGGUCCCUGUGUGGGGUGGUGGCCUUGGGGGGUGCUCUUUAGAUCUGGACUCUUGCUUUGGGGGUUUGGCAGACCCGUGGGGCAGAGCGGGGAGGGUGAGCAGACAAGGUCUGCCCCAGGGGGUGCUGAGCAGUCAUGGCUCCCGUUGGGUUGAGCGGUGUGGGGUGCUCAGCACCUUGCAGGGUCUGGGCCAAAGGCUACUAGAUUCUAGCAGAGUUCAGACUUUGGAACAGUAGCAUCUAAACUGGUCCCAGUUGGGCCUUGAAGUUCCUACCUCACUGGGGGACUGAGAUGUCAGGCAGCGGAAGUCAUGGUGUCCUUCUGUGAUGCCGUUCAUCCACACGGGUCACUGCUCUGUGUGGAGCUGGUGGGUGCUGGUAUCCCGUUUUGGCAGGGAGACACAGCUGGUGUUACUUGCCCAGAGUCAAUUAAAAAAAAAUGAGGGGCAGCUAGGAAAUAAACCCUGGGGGCAAAUCUUCAUCUGGUGUAAAUUGCCACAGCUCCACUGGAGGAUUUACCUCCUGGACUGAGCAUGUGCCCUAGCCACUAGCCCUCACUGCUCCCCUUCCCUGCUGCUGUUUAGCUCGGUGGUUCUCACCCCUGCAGCUGCACCCAGCUCAGAAUUUCUGCAGGGAAAGAGAGGUUUGUCCUGACCAUAUUGUUCCAACAGGAACAGGUCUGAGCCCAUCCAGGCUGGAAUGUGUUGGCCUGGCUGAGAGCUAUCCCCAGGUCCUCCUUUCUAGGCAGGCGCGGGAGUUUCUCACUGCUGUCUCUCUCCCCUAACAACUCCCCUCCAGUUCCCCUGAGCCCACACAGCGCAGAGCGCUUGCCAGGCGACCUGCGAGCAGGCAUUAGUCCUGGCACUGACAAUGCAACGUGGGCUGCCAGCUCACUUCUUCCUUCCCCUGGGCUAAGCUGGCUCCUCUCCCACAAGGGGAGUUGCUUUGCAGUAGAAAGGCUGAGGUCACGGGGAGGAGGAGAAUGGCAGGAAGAGUGGAAAGAGCAGGUGGCUGUGCCAGCUCUGGCUUGUCUAAACUUGUCGCCUUUGCAUUUCUCCGCUGAGGCCAGCCGUGAGGAGCAGCCCUAAGCUCCCCCCCCAGUCUGCGAAGGAGCUCCAGGCAGCGUUUGGGAGAGACAGACUGCUGUGUGUGGACCAAGGACUGAGCCCAGACUAACCAAACAUCCUCUGAGGCAGGGUGGCCAUUGUUGCAGGGGAGCAAUGGCCCCCAAACGCAAGGCGCCUGCCAAGGCCCAGAUCCAGGACAAGAAGGUGAAGCAGGAGUCGGAGAAGGACAGCGUCCGCUCCACCGUGGAGGCGCUGAAGACCGCUCCCAAGGAGAAGCUGAAAGCCAAGAUCGACUCUGCCUGCCAGCUGAGCAAUGGCAGCGAUGCCCAGAUCCAUGAGGAUUACGACUGCAUGUUGAACCAGACCAACAUCGGAAACAACAACAACAAGUUCUACAUCAUCCAGCUCAUCGCUCACAAUGGCAGCUACAGCUGCUGGAACCGCUGGGGUCGCGUGGGGGAGGUGGGUCAGUCAAAGCUCAGCCCCUUCCCUUCCCUGGAAGCCGCCAAGAAGGACUUUGAGAAGAAGUUCCGGGAGAAGACCAAGAACAGCUGGGCUGAGCGAGAGAACUUUGUGGCCCACCCUGGCAAGUACACCCUGAUCGAGGUGCAGCAUGGGGCUGAGGAGGAGCAGGAGGUGACAGUGAAGGUGGACAGCGUGGAUGGAGGGAAGCGCUCCAAGCAGAGGACGCUGCCUUGCAGCCUGGACAAGGCCACCCAGGAGUUGGUCUCACUCAUCUUCAGCAAUGACAUGUUCAAAGAGGCCAUGCAGACCAUGAAUAUCGACGUGAAGAAGAUGCCUCUGGGGAAGCUGAGCAAGCAGCAGAUCGCCAAGGGCUUCGAGGCCCUGGAGGCCAUUGAGACGGCUCUGCAGGAGCAGCCGCUGUCCUGCAGGCAGCUGGAGGAGCUGUCGUCCCGCUUCUACACCAUCAUCCCCCACAGCUUCGGCCGCGCCAGGCCCCCUCCCAUCAACACGCAGGAGAUCGUCCAGGCCAAGAAGGACAUGCUGCUGGUGCUGGCAGACAUUGAACUGGCCCAGAGCCUGCAGGCGCAGAAGAAAGAGGAGGAGGAGGUGAAGGUGGAGGAAGUGCCUCACCCACUGGACAAGGACUAUGAGCUUCUGAAGUGUGAGCUCACCCUGGUGGACCCGGCGUUGGAGGAUUACCAGGUGAUCCAGACCUACGUAGAGAAGACUAGGAUGAGCCACCGGAAGGUCAAUAUCCUGAAUAUCUGGAAGGUGAAGAGGGAGGGAGAGAGCGAGCGCUUCAAGGCUCACGACAACCUGGAGAACCGGCGCCUGCUGUGGCAUGGCACCAACGUGGCCGUCGUCGCCGCCAUCCUCAAGAGCGGCCUGCGCAUCAUGCCGCACUCCGGCGGGCGUGUGGGCAAGGGGCUUUACUUUGCCUCCGAGAACGGCAAGUCGAUGGGAUAUGGUAAGGCCCACAGCAGCCCAGUCUGGGGAGCUCUCCCAGCUACCCCCACCCCUCUCAUAUCCCCUCCGGGCAAGGGGAGAUGCUGGCAGCCUCCGCAAGGCGAGUAUCUGUCUGGGGACAGUGGGAAGCACAUGGCAUUACAUUCUCAGGGCCCCCUUUUCCUAUCCUGCCCCAAGUCUGCGCCUCCUGGAUGGUGCGGCCCUGCUGGCAGGGCCAGGUGCGGCAGGGCUGAGUCUGACACACCUGGGUGGUGGGACGGCACAGACAGGUGUGAGCGAGAGGUUAGACUAAGGGAGAGUGAAGCAAGGAGAGCAGUUUCCCCCUCCUCUUGGCAGAGGAGAGCUCCUGGCUUGGGGGAGCAGGGCUCCCUGGCUUUCCAGGCGGCUUUAAUAGGCCACAGCAGAGGGGUGAUUGGAAGCACUGGGGGUGCAGUGAGUGCUGUCCGCGCCCACAGUCAGGGCGGGGCAAAGGAGCAGAACCACCCAGGGCAGUGUGCUGCUGCCAGCUCUGAGAGUUCUACAGGGCAGGCUGUGCCAGCUUGGUGGCCAGGCCAGGCAUGGAAAUGGGCCUUGCAGCCAGCUUCAGCAGCACAUAUCGGUCUUCCCUCUCCAGUGAGCUGCACCUCCCAGGGGGUCGGGAUCAUGUUCCUCAACGAGGUGGCCCUAGGCAAGGAGUAUCGGAUCACCCAGGACGACUCGUCAUUGCGCAAGGCCCCCCCGGGGUAUGACAGUGUGAUCGCCUGUGGUCAGACUGAGCCAGACCCUGCUUGUGACCGAGAGCUGAUAGUCGAGGGCAGGAAGGUGCUGGUGCCACAGGGGAAGCCCAUCCGUAUGGCCAAGUACCAGGACUCCUUCUUCAGCCAGAGCGAGUACCUGAUCUACCAGGAGAGCCAGUGCCAGAUCCGCUACCUGCUCCAGCUCCGACUCUGAGGUGCUUUCCCGCAGGCCCAGCACCCCUCCAGCUCCAGGAGACCGUGGCCAGCUGUGCUGAUGGUGACAAUGCCCCGGGGUGCGACCUGCGGCAGGGUGAGGUGACAGUGCUCAGUGAGCUGGCUGCAGGAGCGCCUCUGUUGCCUGCUGGCUCAGGAUCCCUGGGUCCCACGCGCCUAGGAGUGAUGCUCCGUGACAUGCCAUGAAAUGUGUGGCUCCUGCACUCAGAGUCCCUGAGCCAUGCUGCCCGGAGGAGGGGGCUGGGACGCAGCUGCCAUAGCCAGUAAAACUCCCAGCAGCCUCUGUUGGGGCUCCAGGGGGGACUCUCAAGUGCUGGAGUCUGCGAGCAGCAGGGCUCUCCGAGGCCUUCUGUUAGUGUAAAUAAAAGUGUGUGCGGAUUGCAA
This is a messenger RNA of Chelonoidis abingdonii (Abingdon island giant tortoise), 3909 nucleotides long. It is a transcript of the gene PARP3, whose product is annotated as poly(ADP-ribose) polymerase family member 3. The record is from RefSeq and is a predicted model, not a curated record. Gene Ontology annotation, molecular function: NAD+ poly-ADP-ribosyltransferase activity. Gene Ontology annotation, biological process: double-strand break repair; protein poly-ADP-ribosylation. Gene Ontology annotation, cellular component: nucleolus; site of double-strand break. Lineage: Eukaryota; Metazoa; Chordata; Testudines; Testudinidae.